Molecule: messenger RNA, 1500 nt
Organism: Penicillium soppii
Lineage: Eukaryota; Fungi; Ascomycota; Eurotiomycetes; Eurotiales; Aspergillaceae
Exons: 2
Coding region: 1-1500 (499 amino acids)
Source: RefSeq, a predicted model, not a curated record
AUGCCGCCAUUACAAGGCGAAGAACGCCUUGUCACUUUGUUCGCCGAUAUUCAUUACUACUUCACAGAGCCAACCCGAAGACCUUUACCCUAUCACCACCGCUUUGAUAAAGGCUCAUAUCUUUAUAUUUACCAUGAUGCCUCUCAGAAUAAGGCCCGAAUUGAGAUUGCCAACAAUCCUGGAUCACCUGAACAGGAUGCGUUUUGCGGAAAUUUGAACAAUGUCCAUAUACGCCAUUCCUCUCAGUUCCCAACUCUCUGUACACUAACCGUUGAUGCACACACGGCUUCGCCCCAGCAACAGCAGCGGAUACAACAAGAUCCACCCCAACAUGAAUGGCGUCUGCCUAGUGGAGACAAACGCGAAGGUUCCAAUAAUUUCCGGGAUUUUCCCCGUCUGCAUACAUUGGACAUCUACUUCUGGGGCCUGGAAGAUGCAACCCAGUUCCUGGAUGCAGCUAUACCAAUUCUGUCGAGCUCCCAGGUUGAGACGGACCGAGAACCAGCCCCACAGGCUGAGCAACCCAUGAGCUCUGUAGUCCAGCAGCUCGAGACCAUUGCAGUCUCCGAUCCAGCCUACCAGAAUGGCCAAACCCGUAAUUCCAGAACCGACCCAGCAAAACAAGUACCAGCUGCCCAAGGACCACCGCAAAUCAGCAGCUUCCCGCCGCCACCUCCAAGCGGCCCCCCAGCCGAGCAACAGCCCAGCAAUGGAUCUUCUCCCGCCGAAGGAAAGAAAGACCCAGCAAGCUUUGCCCCGCUACCAUACAACCCGGCCGCCCCAGCAGCUCCAGAGCCAAUCCAAUAUCGCGAGAAAACCCCACCACCAGAAGACGGCAUGGACGGCACAGGCCUCGCAGCCGCAGUGGCAGCCGACAAUGGCGUCCCAUACACACCUUCCAAUCCCAAGCAGAUGAACGGAGGCGCAGUAGGCAUGGGCGCAUACGCUUCUCCUCCCCCUUCAAACCCAGGCCCAGGGUUGCAAUACGGAGCACCGCCGGCCUACGCCUCUCCCCCGCCCAGUGCCGGCAUCCAUUACUCCAACACUUUCUCCCCUACACAGUCAAUCCACAGCCCUGGGAUACCUUCAUCAUAUCAGUAUUCCCACAGCGGCCAGGGAGAGCAAUCGAGCGGCCGACAGGGUUCGAUGUCUUUCGCACCUCCGCCGCAGGAUCCAAAUGCCCAUUUCUUCGACCACAAUGUCUACAGUGGUUCACAGACCCAGCUGCGUCAGCAUCAGACUCCCGUUCCGAUCGGCGGGUUCUCGAACUACUCGUACGAUCAGACUCCUGCGCAGCAGCCGCAGCGUCCGGGCUCAGAAUAUGAUAUCCAUAGUCAGGUUUACCGGCCCAAUGAAGUCGAGGCUGCAUCUCAUUAUCAGAAAUACGCAAAGAAAGCUAUGAAGAACCCAGGACAGCGGCCGCAUAAAUUGGAAGAGAAGGCGGAGCGGCUGGAGGGUGGCGUGAAUAGGUUUUUAAAGAAACUUGAGAGGAAGCUCUGA